AUGACAAGAGAACUUAUUACAAUAUAAGUAGGAUAAUGUGGAAAUUAAAUAGGAACAAAAUUUUGGGAAUUAGCUUUAAAAGAACAUGCAAAAUUUAAUAAACAAAAUAUAUAUGAUGAUGCACUUUCAACUUUUUUUAGAAAUUUAAAAAAAAACAAAGAACUUUAACCAGGAUCAGAAAUUCACAAUUUAAAAGCAAGAGUAAUUAAAUAAAAAAAUAAAAAAAUUAUUUAAUAAAAGGCGAUUGUGAUUGAUAUGGAAGAAAGAGUUAUAAAUGAAAUAAUAAAAAGCGAUAUAGGAGAAUUAUUUGAUUAAAGACAAGUUAUAAAUGAUGUAGGAGGAGCAGGAAACAAUUGGGCUCAUGGUUAUUUCUUUUAUGGAUAAAAAUAUAAAAAUGAUAUUUUAGACAAAAUAUCAAAGGCUGUAGAAUAAUGUGAUUCUUUAUAAUGUUUUUUUUUAAUGCAUUCAUUAGGUGGUGGUACAGGUAGCGGUUUAGGAACUUUUCUUUUAAAAUUAUUAAAAGACGAAUUUCCUGAUGUAUAUAGAUUUACUGCUUCUGUAUUUCCAUAAAAAGAUGAUGAUGUUGUAACAUCUCCAUAUAAUAGUUUAUUUUCUUUAUAUGAACUUUCUUAACAUGCAGAUUGUGUAUUUCCGAUAGAUAAUUAAGCUUUAUUGAACAUAUGUUAAUAGACAGAAAAAGACAACAAAGAGAAAAAAGUACUUGGUGAAAAAAAAUAAAAACCAUUUGAUAAGAUGAAUAAUAUAGUAGCAAAUCUAUUGAGUAAUGUUACAUGCUCAAUGAGAUUUGAAGGUAUUCUGAAUGUAGAUUUAAAUGAAAUUACAAUGAAUCUUGUGCCUUAUCCUGAUUUACAUUUUUUAGUAUCUAGCAUGGCGCCUCUAUAUUCUGUUUAAUAAUAAAAUAUGUAACCUAAAAAGCUUGAUUAGAUGUUCAAAGAUAUAUAUCAUCCAGAUUAUUAACUUAUUAAUGUAAAUCCUUAUAUAAAUAAAUAUUUGGCUGUUGGUUUAAUUGUUAGAGGAUCAGUUUCUUUUUCAGAUGUAAAUAGAAAUAUUAAACUAAUGAGAAAAAAUUUAGAUAUGAUAUAUUGGAAUUAAGAAGGUUUUAAAUAUGGAAUUUGUAAUGCACCUCCUGUUGAUUAAGUAUUUUAAAAUAAUAUUUAAUUAUAUUUUUUAUUUCUUUCAUUUUAGCCUUAUUCAGUUCUAUGUAUGGCAAAUAAUACUUCGAUACGAGAAACCUUUUAAGAAAUUUUGGAAAGAUUCAAUAAACUUUAUAGAAAAAAAGUAUAUAUUCAUCACUAUACUUAAUAUAUGGAUGCUUAAUUAUUCAAUGAAGCUUCUGAAGAAGCUUAUUAAAGAAGAUUAUAAAAAGAAGAGUAAUAGUAGAAUGAAGGAAUUUAACAAGAAAAACAUAAAAUGCAUAAAAUAGGUAGUAUCAAAAAUAAUAAAGUCAACUUUGAUAGAGAUGAAUAGUUUUUUGCAUAAGAAGACAUUCCUAUAUAAGCUAUAGAGAAAAAAAUAAAAAUAAAAGAAUUUAUUAAUCCCGAUUUACUAAACUUAAGAAAAAAAGAAUGGAAUACAUCAGUAGCAGUACCCAAAAAUCCGUUAUUAGAGGAAACUCAUGAAAGAAAGUUAAUAAAAAUUAAGUUAGGUCUUUUUGAUAGACCGAUUCCUAAAUUAAAAGACAAAUAUAUAGAAAUCGGUACUGAUUCAAGAAAUGAUUAUCUUGGAUGGAAUGUGAGUACUGAGUAAGAUAAAAAUUUUAGACUGUAAAAAUUAGAUGAAUUGUAAAACAUUAAACUAAUUCUUUUUAUUUAAUUUUUUAUCUAAAAAAGUACUUAAAAAGCAAAAGAUAAAAAUAAAGAAAAAGAAAAUCUUCAUUUAAAGGAAUAUAGAAAUCCUAAUUAAUAAUAAAAUGAUAUAGUUGAUCAUUUACGAGAAACAAAAAAGAAUGAAAGAGAAUUUAGAAACUAAAUAAGAAAAGAGUAUAUUUUCUAAAAUCCAGGAGCAAGUUAAGAAAAAGUAGAUGGUGCUGUAUUUAGGUUAACAUAUGAAGCAAAAUUAAGAAAGAAUUAAAUAAACUAAGAUACUUCAGAAAACUUAAAUGCCACAUAACCAUAUUAACCUACAUUAUAUAAACCUGAUGUUGAGAAGAAUAUAAAAAGGUACCAUACAGGAGUGUAUUAAGAGUUUACUAUAGGAAAAGAUAAAGAAGGAAAUCCAAAAGUGAAAUAAUGUUGGUCUUGUUGUAUGAAUACAAAUAAGGAAAAUGAAGGAUGUAAUAAAUAUAUGAUAGAUAGAAAAAAAUGGAGUUAUGUUUCUUAUGUUUCAUGA
This is a messenger RNA of Ichthyophthirius multifiliis, 2349 nucleotides long. RefSeq lists its product as hypothetical. Lineage: Eukaryota; Ciliophora; Oligohymenophorea; Hymenostomatida. Gene Ontology annotation, molecular function: GTP binding; structural constituent of cytoskeleton. The record is from RefSeq and is a predicted model, not a curated record. Gene Ontology annotation, biological process: microtubule cytoskeleton organization; mitotic cell cycle. The transcript is spliced from 13 exons. Gene Ontology annotation, cellular component: microtubule; cytoplasm.